AUGGGGAAUGUGAACAAAAAUUUGCUUGCUGGAAUUCUUUAUGGCUCGAGUGCAGCUAUAAUUUGGAAGGAUCUGGAAGAACGUUUCGAUAAGGUCAACGAUUCACGAUCCUAUUACUUACAUAGAGAAAUUGCCAUAUUGACACAGGGGAUUUCUACUAUUUCGGUGUAUUUUUCUAAGCUGAAAGACUUAUGGGAUGAGUACAAUACUCUAGUCCCCCCUCCUUGUGAUUGUGAGAGAUCGAGGGAUUUUAUUGCACAUUUUGAAAAACAACGAUUGUUUCAGGUCUUAAUGGGUCUAGAUGAUAGUCAUUAUGAUCAGAUUCUAGCAAGGCCUGUGCUCACCCUCGAACAACAUAACAAGGUGUUAGCCAUGCUGAAUAAUACAUCUGUCAAUGAAGGAAGUGCACAUAUGGCAGCUAAUUGUUUUUUUGAACCUGUUAAUAAGCAAGAUGAUCAUGAAUGGAAUAUUGUAGAUACUGGUGCAACUAACCAUAUGAUUGGAGAUAAGAAUUUGUUGAAAAGUGAUACAUUAAUAGAAAGUGCAGAGAGAGAUCUCUGUACUGGGAAGGUUAAGGAGAUUGGUAGGGAGCUGGAAGGUUUAUAUGUGAUCAACAUGAAACAAAAGGAGGAUUCUCAGAGGAAGGGUUGCUCAUCAGCAAGAAACAUGGCGUCUGAGGACCUUUGGCAUCAAAGAAUGGGGCAUGUUCCCAUUCCAGUUCUCAAGAGAGUUUAUGCUUUACCUUUUCAUAGUUCUUCUACUUUGAACAAUUGUGAUGUCUGUCCACGAGCAAGACAACGUAGACUUCCUUUUCCAAUAAGUCAUAGCAAGAUUCGCAGCGAUCUGGAUGGCCGACUUGCUGUCACAAUGAAGAGGAAUAGGCAUUGA
Messenger RNA from Solanum verrucosum, 888 nucleotides. RefSeq lists its product as uncharacterized. The record is from RefSeq and is a predicted model, not a curated record. The coding region runs from base 1 to 888 and encodes 295 amino acids. NCBI's taxonomy places the organism in Eukaryota, Viridiplantae, Streptophyta, Magnoliopsida, Solanales, Solanaceae. The transcript is spliced from 4 exons.